AUGUCAACGGGUUCGGAGAAAGCCAAUCUCGCGCGCAUCCGUGACAACCAAAGGCGAAGUCGAGCCCGGCGAAAAGAAUAUCUACAAGAGCUGGAAGCCAAAUUGCGCCAAUGCGAACUCCAAGGGAUCGAAGCCUCCGCGGAGAUCCAAGUUGCAGCUCGUCGAGUAGCCGAUGAGAACAAGAAGCUGCGAGGGCUUCUAUUCCAGAAUGGCGUCGCAGAGGAUAGCAUCGAAUCGUAUCUGAACUCCUCUCCUGCGACGGAGACGGCAAUGGGUAGCCAGUAUGGUGGGAACACAGGACCUGCUGUACAGCUCCUAGAACAACUACUAUUGAACCGAAAAGUCUGCUGUACAAACUCGAAUAUAGCACAAUGUGAUGGAGUGACUGGAACCGGAAGUCGAGAUAGUUCCACAAGCGUCAGCACCAUGCAGACUACGCCUUGGGACAUCCAUCAAAACCCAUCCACACACCAAUUCAUGACCCCUACCAGCAGCGCCGCGAGCAAAGCAAACAGUGUUAGCCGGGGCAAUGAUUCGAAUCGAGGGGUACCACAUCAUCAAAGAUUGGUUUCCAUGCCUCGGAACCUCAGUCCAGCCUCAAACCCAAAUCAAUCUGGACACGACUCCCAAAUUUUCGACUUCAAUCCUCUAUUGCAGCCACAAAACCCCGUGUCCUACAGCACGUCACACCAAAACAGUGCUCAACAGCAUUUACAGCCUUAUUCCGCGCCCCAUCAUCAAUCUUCAAUAUAUACACCUAAUACGGAUGCGAGUACAAAUGUCAAUAGUUGUGGUUUAGCGACUGAUAUGAUUGCUUCUAUGGCUGGCGGCGAUCCUGCUUCUGUUAGGGCAGAUUUGGGAUGCCUACCGGAUAUGGAAUGUGAGGUAGACAGCCAUUUGGUUUUCAAUGUUAUGGAUAGAUAUAUGGGAGAUAAUGGGUAA
Lachnellula hyalina is the source of this 942-nucleotide messenger RNA. RefSeq lists its product as uncharacterized. The transcript has 2 exons. The record is from RefSeq and is a predicted model, not a curated record. NCBI's taxonomy places the organism in Eukaryota, Fungi, Ascomycota, Leotiomycetes, Helotiales, Lachnaceae. The coding region runs from base 1 to 942 and encodes 313 amino acids.